AUGGGGACUUGUAGGCAGCUCCUACGCGCCGUGAUCAUGGGCUCCCCAGGCUCCGGCAAGCACACCCUCUCAUCGCUCAUCAUCAAACACUUCCAGCUAAAGAAGGUCUCCAGCGGGGACCUGCUCCGGGACAAUGUGCUGAGGGACACAGAAAUUGGUGUACUGGCCAAGGCUUUCAUGGACCAGGGGAAGCUCAUUCCAGAUGACAUCAUGAUUCGGCUGGCAUUUCAGGAGCUGAAAAAUCUCACUCAGUAUAGCUGGUUGUUGUGUGGUUUCCCCAGGACUCUCCCACAAGCUGAAGCCCUGAAUAGAGUUCAUCAGAUACACCUGGUGAUGAACCUGAACGUGCCCUUUGAGGUCAUCAUGCAACGCCUCGCUGCUCGCUGGAUUCAUCCAGCCAGUGGUCGCGUCUACAACCUUGAAUUCAGCCCUCCCAAAGUGGUAGGUGUGGAUGAUCUGACUGGAGAGCCUCUCAUUAAGCGUGAGGAUGACAGACCAGAGACUCUUAUCAAGAGACUAAAGGCUUAUGAAGACCAAACAAAACCGGUCCUGGAAUAUUACCAGAAAAAGGGGGUGUUGGAAACAUUCUCUGGAACGGAAACCAGCAAUCUCUGGCCCUAUAUACAUGCUUGCCUGCAAACAAAACUUCCACAAAUAAGCCAGCAUCCCCAUGAGGAAAAAUGCUUGUAA
This is a messenger RNA of Pteronotus mesoamericanus, 690 nucleotides long. Its product is annotated as GTP:AMP phosphotransferase AK3, mitochondrial-like. Bases 1 to 690 code for a protein of 229 amino acids. Gene Ontology annotation, biological process: nucleobase-containing compound metabolic process. NCBI's taxonomy places the organism in Eukaryota, Metazoa, Chordata, Mammalia, Chiroptera, Mormoopidae. The transcript has a single exon. Gene Ontology annotation, cellular component: cytoplasm; mitochondrion. The record is from RefSeq and is a predicted model, not a curated record. Gene Ontology annotation, molecular function: ATP binding; AMP kinase activity.